Molecule: messenger RNA, 1440 nt
Organism: Fraxinus pennsylvanica
Lineage: Eukaryota; Viridiplantae; Streptophyta; Magnoliopsida; Lamiales; Oleaceae
Source: the annotation of a GenBank genome assembly
AUGGAGAAGCAAAGCAUAGAAGAAGGGGUGUUGCCAGAUAGGGAAGGAGGGAAAUGGAACACAAAGUUGGGUGUUUUUGUUCAAGAACUGAAGAAGGUGAGCCAUAUAGCAGCACCAAUGGUGAUAGUUACAAUGUUGCAGUACCUGUUGCAGGUUGUAUCGGUAAUGAUGGUCGGACAUCUUGGUCAGCUCGCGCUAUCCAGUGUCGCCAUUGCCACGUCUCUAACUAAUGUCACCGGCUUCAGUCUUCUUUCCGGCCUGGUUGGUGGUUUGGAGACUCUUUGUGGGCAGGCAUAUGGUGCAAAACAGUACCGCAAGCUUGGUGUCUAUACCUACACUGCAAUAGUCUCGUUGAUUAUGGUUUGCACUCCCGUAUGUGUUCUGUGGAUUUUCAUGGACAGACUGCUUAUUUUUCUGAAACAAGACCCUUCAAUCUCAGUCGAAGCGCAAAAGUAUUCAAUUUGGCUCAUCCCUGCACUGCUUGGGGCUGCAAUUUCUAAGCCUCUAGUAAGAUACCUGCAGAGUCAAAGCCUGAUUUUACCAAUGCUCAUAAGCUCCUGUGCUGUACUAUUUUGCCACAUAUUUGCGAGUUGGGCUCUGAUAUAUAAGUUAGACCUGGGAACAGUUGGUGCAGCCGUGGCUUUCUGUCUGUCAAAUUGGUUAUACGUUGUUCUGCUUUCAUUUUACAUCAAAUUCUCGACAUCCUGUAAGAACACGCGUGUGCCUUUCUCAGUCGAGGCCUUUCGAAGUAUUGGGAUAUUCUUUCGCCUAGCAAUUCCUUCUGCUGUGAUGGUUUGUCUUAAAUGGUGGUCACUCGAAGUGCUUAUUCUGCUAUCUGGCCUUUUACCAAAUCCAAAGCUUGAAACAUCAGUACUCUCAAUAUGCCUAACAAUUUCAACAUUGCACUUCACUAUUCCAUACGGGUUUGGAGCUGCUGCAAGUACUCGUGUUUCAAACGAAUUAGGAGCCGGGAAUCCACAAAAGGCACGAGUGGCAGUUUCCGUUAUCAUGUUUCUGGCUGUCAUAGAAACAGUUACAGUAAGCAUAGUUCUGUUAUUCUUCCGCCACAUUUUAGGCCGUGCUUAUAGCAACGAGAAGCAAGUGGUAGAUUAUAUUGGUGCUAUGAUUCCCUUUAUUUGCCUCUCAAUUGUUACAGAUAGCCUACAAGCUGUUAUCUCAGGAAUUGCAAGGGGAAGUGGAUGGCAACAUAUUGGGGCAUAUAUCAACUUAGGGGCGUUUUAUAUAGUUGGAAUUCCAGUAGCUGUGGCAUUAGGUUUUACUCUUCAUUUAAAAGCAAAGGGAUUUUGGAUUGGGAUAGUUAUUGGUUCAGUACUGCAAUCAACUAUUCUUUCCCUUGUAACAGCCUUCACAGAUUGGCAAAAUCAGGCAAUUAAGGCAAGGGAAAGGUUAUCAGAAGGCAUUGCCAGUGGAAGAGAAUGA